Molecule: messenger RNA, 378 nt
Organism: Protopolystoma xenopodis
Lineage: Eukaryota; Metazoa; Platyhelminthes; Monogenea; Polystomatidea; Polystomatidae
Source: the annotation of a GenBank genome assembly
AUGUCGGAUCUGGCUGAUCGAAAGGAUGAAGGAUCUUCAUUGCAGCAAUCUUGUAGGCGUGAUCUCCGUUCGACUGCCGCCACUUCCUUCUUGUGUGAUUUCGGCAGACAGUGUGCGUCCGACUCAGGAGCCAGGCACAUGCUCGCACUGGUUAUGUACACAUGCGCAAGUCAAAGUACCGUCUUGGAGUCAAGUCGGAUCGAAAACUGUAUCGGUCUCCUCAUCAAUGGCACACAUGGCCUCCUGACAUUCCUUCAGAAGGAUCUAUUAGACCCCUGCACCAGAAGCCCCCACCUCAACUUGGCACUGUCCCUUACUUGCGAAGCAAAGUUGGGUUUCGAGGGCAAGAAACUCAUCAACUUAACCGACAUUACGUAA